CACUACUUCUCCAAACACUACUAGUAUUCUACCUAUUAUGCUGGCUCCCCGGGACGUACAGAACGCCCGUGGCAGCGCGUCUCAGGGAAUGCUUCUGAUAGAUUUGUUGUCAGCAAGGAUCAACACUGCACACAAUGGCCGCCAUCAAUGGGACGAAUGGUAUCUCGACCAGGUUGCUCACAGCCCCUGAACGAAGUGCGCUAUUGCCGCGCAACGAAAGCGACAUCGUUGGGGCGAGCCAUGUUAAUGAGCCAAAACCCGCCCGGGUUAUCUUUAUCGGCGCGGGCCUUUCUGGGAUCGCAUUUGCCUACAAGGCAAAUCAGAUCGAAAAACUAUCCUACACCAUCUACGAGAAGAACGCAGAUACCGGUGGCGUCUGGCUCGAGCACCGCUAUCCUGGCGUCUCCUGUGAUGUGCCGGCUCACGGCUACAGUUAUACCUGGAGAGCCAAUCCCGACUGGAGCCGGUUCUACGCCAGCGGCGAAGAGAUUUGCCAAUGGUAUCAGAAGCUGGCCAGGGAGUACGGCGUCUAUGAGCAUACCAAGUUCAAUCACAAAGUAGUCGGUGCAAAGUGGGACGAUGAGAGCCAGCUUUGGACCGUCGAAGUCGACAACCUGGCGGCGGGACACCGCUUCACCGACACAGCCGAGGUCUUGGUGAACGGAGGGGGCCCGCUGGAUAACUGGAAGUGGCCUGAUAUCGAAGGUCUUCAUGAUUUCCAGGGCCCUGUACUUCAUACUGCGAAAUGGGAUAGCAGCAUUACGUUGAAAGGGAAAAGGGUGGCAGUCAUCGGAUCCGGCGCGUCGGGGAUCCAGCUUGUACCUCAGCUACAGCCCAUCGUCAGUAAGCUUGUCUCCUUCAACAGGUCACCCAACUGGAUCGCGCCCCAGUUUGCCGGACAGCUUGCAGAACACGGGCGCGACACUGUGUACACGGCGGAUCAGAAAGAGGAGUGGCGAAACCACCCCGAGAAACUGAGAGACUACCGGAGAGUUGUCGAGCACACCAUGAAUGCCCAUUUCCCCUCGUUUUACAAGUACUCCGAAGCUCAAAAGGCGGAUCGAGCAGCAGUUGCCGAGAGCAUGCGAAAGCGACUGAACAACGACUCAAUACUGUGCAAAAAACUCAUUCCUAAUUUCGAACUGGGUUGUAGACGCGUGACGCCUGGAAAUGGCUACCUUGAGGCUAUAACUAAGGAGAAUGCCGAGGUGGUCACCACGGGCAUCCGAAAGGUCGUCCCUAGUGGCAUCAUCAGCAACGAUGGACAGCUGCACGAGGUAGACGUUAUCGUUACCGCGACGGGAUACGAUACCUCGUUCGUCCCCCGGUUUCCCAUUAUCGGGACGGGCACGGUGAAUCUACAGGACAAGUGGAGGGAAGAAGGGGCAGCAGCGUACCUAUCGGUCGCUGUUCCCGGCUUCCCGAACUACUUCACGAUCCUUGGUCCCAACGCGCCCAUAAGUAACGGGUCUUUGGUGACUGCCAUGGAGCAUUUGCUCGACUACGCGCUUACGUUCGUACAGAAAAUUCAGAAAGAAGGCGUUACGUCGGCAGCGGUGAGUGAUGAGGCGGCAGCCGAGUUCAACGAAUGGAAAAACGAGAUCAUGAAGGGCCUGUCAUGGAGCGGUUCGUGUACGAGCUGGUACAAGAAUGGGAUGGUGGAUGGCCCGGUUAUCGGGCCAUGGCCAGGCUCGGUGAACCACUUCCUAGAGAUCAUCAAGCACCCCAGGUACGAAGAUUUCAUCUUCAAGUACAAGUCCAGGAACCGAUUCACGUAUUUCGGAGACGGGAGGUCUACUAAGGAAGCGAAAGGGUUACCGCUAGGCUGGUAUAUUCAGUAGUAACCGAGGCUCAAGGCCUCCAGGUUAAGGGGUCUGUAAAUAACACGACCUCAUAAAUACAUGAUCAUUUU
This is a messenger RNA of Durotheca rogersii, 1912 nucleotides long. RefSeq names its product FAD/NAD(P)-binding domain-containing protein. The record is from RefSeq and is a predicted model, not a curated record. The transcript is spliced from 4 exons. Lineage: Eukaryota; Fungi; Ascomycota; Sordariomycetes; Xylariales; Xylariaceae. The coding region runs from base 135 to 1841 and encodes 568 amino acids.